Oldenlandia corymbosa var. corymbosa is the source of this 984-nucleotide messenger RNA. The record is from the annotation of a GenBank genome assembly. NCBI's taxonomy places the organism in Eukaryota, Viridiplantae, Streptophyta, Magnoliopsida, Gentianales, Rubiaceae.
AUGGCAUCAAAACCGGGAAAUUCCGAACCCAAAGUCCCGAAAAUAGUGUUGAAUUCAGGCCACAAAAUGCCCGUGAUUGGGUUCGGAUGCGCCGCCGGUAAACUUCCACCAUUGGAGGAAUUGACAUCAACUUUUGUCAAGGCUAUGGAGGUUGGCUACCGGCACUUUGACACUUCAUCUGCCUAUGGAAGUGAAGAGGCCCUUGGUAAAGCCGUGGCUAAGGCUUUGGAGAUGGGUUUGAUUCAAAGUAGGGAGGAAUUGUUCAUCACUUCUAAACUUUGGAUUACUCACACUCAUCAUGACCUUGUUCUUCCAGCUCUUAAGCAAACUCUCGAGACCAUGGGGCUAGAGUAUUUGGACCUUUACCUUAUUCACUGGCCACUGAGAAUCAAACAAGCAGCUAAUGCUUUCAAACAGGAAGAAGGGGACGCUCUACCAUUUGAUAUGUAUGGUACGUGGAAAGCCAUGGAAGAUUGCUGCAAAUUGGGUUUGACCAAAUCUAUUGGUUUGAGCAACUUUACGUGUGAAAAGAUAUCAAAACUCCUGCAAAGUGUCACCAUCCCACCAGCGAUUAACCAGGUGGAAAUGAAUGUUGGUUGGCAACAACGUAAAUUAAUGCCAUUUUGCAAGGAGAAAUGUAUAAAUGUUUGUGCAUGGUCUCCACUAGGAGCUUCCGGUACUAAUUGGGGCUCCAAUGCUGUCAUAGAGAAUCAAAUUCUCAAAGAUAUUGCGGCCUCUAAAAGCAAGACCAUUGCUCAGGUGGCAUUGAGAUGGGUAUAUGAGCAAGGAGCAACCCUAAUUGUAAAGAGUUUCAACGAGGAAAGAAUGAAGCAAAAUCUCCAAAUAUUUGAUUUUGAACUCAGCAAAGAAGAAAAAUAUCAAAUUCUACAGAUCCCUCAGCGUAGAGUUGGUAGAGGAGACAUUUUCAUUCAAAAAAACGGGCCAGUUAAAUCAGUAGAAGAAUUAUGGGAUGGGGAGAUAUGA